CUGGAACAUUUUGUUUAUGAAGUCAAAAUAGUUGGUGCAGCUGGACACCCUGUGGCGCAUUUUUACUCGUCCCGUUUCCAACGACUCAAACCUGGCUACGACUGCUCCCGGACAAGCCUUCAACUUCUCCGAACCAGGAAGACGCAACGACGUCGAACUCCAUUUGGUCAGAGUUUGAGUAAUGACAGAUAAAAACGUCCUCCCUUCAUGCUUACUUUCAACAAAAAAGAAGUUAUGGAUCUUCGCGACGGGAAGAAGAGAAGAAAGGUAAGCGGCGGGGUGCGGACCUGCAGGCGGAGCGUAGCCGCGAAGAUGAAGCGGGAGGCGGUGAAAGUGCUCCGCUCCCUCGCGGUGGAGAACAACAACCGUAAGGAGUCCAUGGAAGAGGAAGAGGACGAUGACUGUUUCUCCAUCAGCUUCCUCCGAAGUGAGCGGACGAGUCCGUCCGUGGUCGUGUCUCCUCGGUACAGCCUGCUGCGGGAGGUCGGUCGGGGAAGCUACGGGGUGGUGUACGAGGCUAUAGCCCGGAAAACUGGGGCCAGGGUGGCGGUGAAGAGGCUCCAGUGCGACGCUCCGGAAAACGUAGAGCUGGCGCUGGCCGAGUUCUGGGCCCUGACAAGCCUGGAGAACCGACACCAGAACGUGGUCCAGCUGGAGGAGUGUGUCCUGCAGAGGAACGGCCUAGCCCAGAAGAUGAGCCAUGGAAACAAAAAGUCUAAACAAUACCUGCGUCUGGUGGAGACCUCACUCAAAGGUGAGCGCAUCCUUGGUUACCCGGUGGAGCCGUGCUACCUCUGGUUCGUCAUGGAGUUUUGUGAAGGUGGCGACCUGAACCAGUACAUCUUGUCUCGGCGGCCUGACCCCCAGACCAAUAAGAGCUUCAUGCGCCAACUGACGAGUGCUAUAGCUUUCCUGCACAAGAACAACAUCGUCCACCGCGACUUGAAACCAGACAACAUCCUCAUCUCCCAGACGUCCGGCUCACCUGUGCUUAAAGUGGCCGACUUUGGCCUCAGUAAAGUUUGUGCGGGCCUGAACUCUAAAAGCAGUGAGGAUCACCCAGCAGCAGGAGCAGGGGCCAAAGGGAGCAACCUGAACAACAGCGUCAACAUUAACAAGUUCUGGUUGUCGUCAGCCUGCGGGUCGGACUUUUACAUGGCCCCUGAAGUGUGGGAGGGCCACUAUACGGCUAAGGCUGACAUCUUCGCCCUGGGCAUCAUCAUCUGGGCCAUGAUUGAGCGGAUCACUUUCAUCGAUGCAGAGUCCAAGCGGGAACUGCUGGGCACCUACAUCCGGCAGGGCUCAGAGAUCGUUCCUGUUGGGGAGGCUCUGCUAGAGAACCCCAAGAUGGUGCUCCACAUCCCUCAGAGAGCCAGGAGCUCUAUGUCUGAGGGGGUGAAGAAACUCCUACAGGACAUGCUGGCCGUCAACCCUCAGGACCGACCGGACGCCUUCCAGCUGGAGAUGCGGAUGGACCAAGUCACAUGUGCAGCAUGACAGACCCCACCUUCCCUAAACCUCUCCUUUUUACCCCAACUACUCCAAGAAGGGACCCCUUUCCUUCCCAGCUUUGCAGACCGUGAUGGCUCUGGACUCCAGUGGAAAAAGGGACCCUGACAACCUGAACUGUGAAGAAUCCACAAUUCCAAGUUAAGCUGGAAGUGACGGACAGGCCAAUUAUUCCAAGACUCUAGGAAAGAAACAGUAUGCAAGUUAGACCCCAACAAAGCACCCCCUUUACCAUCCGUUUGCUGUCAGCCGUCAGCUGAUGAUGGGCGACGGGUGGAAAAAGCCGGAGUGAAAACAAAGCACUUACUGGAUGUGAAUCCAGGUUUAUGACAUUAUUGGUUUUAUAUUCACUUAUUUUUCUUCCCUACAACCCGAGUAUAAGUCUGCUCUUCAUUACUUGUAAUGUACUCGACUGUGGCACAGGUACCCAGACUGUACUGCACCAGUGUUCAGUGAAUUGAUGAGAGUAAUAGAUUACUCUGCUGCCCCAUACAACUUGUGCCUUAAAGACAAUUCCCACCAAGUGCGAUUGGAUCUUUAAAUGAAAUGAUUUUGUUGGUGACAGUGGAGGCUCAUGAAUCAGAGGUGUAGAAACACCACUUUUAGAGCUUGUGCAGCUCACCAAUUAAAUCUUUUGUUUUAAAGACAUUAAACUUCUUAAGUAAUUCUCCAAGCGGUUAUAAUGUCAGAAAAGAAUGUUUUAUUUGGUUCCCCUGAGCUACUUAAACACUGAGGUGCAAAUAUGAUUCUGAAGAAGAAAAACAGUAAAGUUGAAACAAAUGAAGACACCGGUGUCUCACACUGAUAUUUUACAAAGCUGUGGCACAUUCCCAAGACAAAGAAAGAGUCAAUGUGAAUAUUAACAGGUUGUUGAGGUGAACUGGAAGUAGCAGGUCUUUAUGAACGCCACGCAGAAAUGUGCAAUUGAAACCAAAAAAUGUCCAGCAGGGAAUUCAGACUGGUCUUAUGGGCAUUAGUUCCUGUUGAAUCCAAAGAGCACCUGUUGGACCAAUGUGUCCAUUAUUCAUUGCAAUAAUAUAUUUGCUAAAUUAAUGCAUGACCAAGAAGCAAAUUGUGAUGAUUUCGUGAACUAGAAUCUGUUCUGGUGCAUUGAAUGUUUUUGUUGAGGUUGAGUGUGGCAUUUCUGAACUUUUCAAACAUACAGAAAUCUCUGAAUACAUUGAAUAUUAAUUCAGUGAGGAAGUUUAUUUGAUUAAGGGAUACUGAGCAUUGGUCAGGGAUUGCGGUGCGAUGUGAAGCGGGUCAUUUCAUAGCUUAACACCUCAGCAGUAUUGAACAGUUACAUUUCUCAUGACCUGAUCUGAUUUGGGGACUUCCACAGGAAAUUUGAAGAUUUGCCAUCUGGAAAUGAUCCCCAAAGGCAUCCAUGGGAUACUCGCCGUAAAGGUCUCCUCCUUCCUUUCCCUCUCUAUUAUUGAAUUCUCCAGACUCUUUGCAAUGGCACGUAGUGCUGCACUGGUUGCAGCUUAGUAAGGCGCCCUGGGGUUGAGCAAAAAUACCCAGAAUUUCCAGGAAGAUAGAAAAUGCAAAACACAAUGGGGAGCAGUUGAAGCUUCCACUGGCGAGCCUGAGAGGAGGAAGGGUUGAUACGUUCUCCAGCACAGACGUUCGCUGUCACACACUUCAGUUCGGUGACUCGGCAGUAUUCGUAGAUUUUUGCGGCGUUUCUUGUAGUGUGAUCCUACCUCAUGCUCAGCACUCUUAAACAUCUACCUUUACUGUCUCUUUGUCAAGUUUCUCUUAGUUUCUGAUACAAGGAGCACUUUGCUUGAGUAGGAUAGGUUCUUGCCUCAGACUCAGCGUCUUAUCUUAAACCAACCACACACCAGCUUUUCCUUGUGGUGUUUUAGCUGCAAGUAACGACCGACUAGCUUUCCCUGUUCUAACGUCAUGUGCAACACCUUCUCCCUUAAAACCAAGCUGCAAUAUUCCUUUAAAACCUACGGUUCCAGUGACGUUACCUGAAGGUCUCAGUGUGUUUGAAACAAGCCGUCUGUUAGCUGUGAUAGUAGAGGUUAAAGGUUUUGUGUGUGGGAUGUAGUGACAUCUAGUGCACAAGCUGCAAAUCACAACAAACUGAAUGUCAUCCACCUACAACCAAGACACAAAAGACUUGAUUGCCCCUUGUGGGCUACUGUAGUAAGAUGAUGAGGAAAGUGAGCAGUGGUGUCUGAAUAUAAAUCACUACGGUUAAGGAAAGCCAACACUUCUAUUCAAAUUCAAUUUCGGACCAAUAUUAUUUUUCAGUUCAAGCUAAUAGAUUAAUAUUAAAGUUUUAGAGAAACAAUCAAGGCAGAUAAAAAGUCAACUGUUUUAAGUCUUUACGUUACUAAUUUUGACUUGAUGAAUCACUGUUAGUACUUAGGAUGAAUAAGUUUGACUUUAAACUAUUAACUUUGCCAGUUUUCAGCUGACAUCCUGCCUUCAUCUAUGGGACGUUCUCAGCCUCACAUUAGGAUUAGCUGUGUGGGAAAUCUUUUAGCACACUGAGACCUAAAUGGUUAAAGUUAAACAGAAGAAGUGUAGCAUGCAACAAAAACCACCUCUGGAGCUGCAGCUGUGGAGCACAAGCAGGUGUUAAAAUGUGUCUGGUUCUGGGAUGAGACUGAACCUUGUGGCAUCUUGCUGGUGUAGCUUGUAGAAAAUAAUGUUUCUCCCCCUUCUGGAUGUUGAAUCUUAGCUCUUGCUAGAUGUGUUUCUUGAGACCUAACCCUGUUAAAAGUUGUGGUUUAACGGGAUCCCCUCUUGCCCUGAAGCCAGUGUUUUUCUAUGAGCCAGUUCAUGUAGCUCUCUUCUUAUUAUGGAUUCCACUUGAACACUUGACACUAUGCAACAAAUGGUUCACUGCCUCACUGUAAACACCUCACAGAGCCACACCAUGCUCGAACUGUGUGUGAUAUCUUGAGCUCAUAUUUCCAUUGUGUACAGAAAUGUGUCUUUCAGGUGUUUUAUGUAAAAUAAAUGUUUUUUGUUAUUGAAGCUGACAGGAGCCAUUAGAUGUUUGAGAAAGCAUCAUUUUCUUUUUUGCUGUAAAUAUGUUUGACAAGGUUUCUUGGAAUAAAUGAUCAAAAGAAACAUCA
Molecule: messenger RNA, 4610 nt
Organism: Melanotaenia boesemani (Boeseman's rainbowfish)
Lineage: Eukaryota; Metazoa; Chordata; Actinopteri; Atheriniformes; Melanotaeniidae
Gene: stk35
Product: serine/threonine kinase 35
Exons: 3
Coding region: 208-1497 (429 amino acids)
Biological process (GO): positive regulation of autophagy; axon extension; peptidyl-serine phosphorylation
Cellular component (GO): autophagosome; cytoplasm
Molecular function (GO): ATP binding; protein serine/threonine kinase activity
Source: RefSeq, a predicted model, not a curated record